GCCCACUGAAACCCCAGGAGUACAGUGUCAAUGUCAAAGUUAGAAAUGCCCAUUAUGCAGUAUUUUUCCAGUGCCCAGUGUGGCUUACUUUAUGGUUAUUCACUAUCACGCUUAAGAGUGUGUAGUGUUUCUAUGUGGUAAUCUUUAGAUUACAGUUUUUAGGGGGGGGGGCAGCACGUAUCGAACCCCUACUGCCUUCGGCCCUUGUACCUGUUUCGACUCAGUGCUCCAUCAUCCCAGCUGGCAGAGAGAGGGAUGCAGCCUGUCAUCUCUAACACAACCACAGCGGAGCAUGGAGCUGCCUGCGCGGCACGGCAGCACUAGCUGAAGACAACCAGCGGCGGGAGGAGGACACGAAGCUCCUUUAACUCUUGGACUUCACAAGAAAAGGAUUUGUUUGUUCACGUCUCAUCCUUUUUAUUUAAAUCUGUUUUUCAACUCUGAAGAGUGCAGUAGAAGUUCUGCUGAAUGCGCAGCCAUGCUCAUCAUCUCGUCUCGCAGUGCACUGCUGUCCGUCUACUACCCACAGAUCUUCCUCAUCCUCACCAGCGGUAGCUACUUGGCUCUGUCCUCUGUGGUAGCUCUUGGUGCGAACAUUAUCUGCAACAAGAUCCCGGGACUGGCCCCCCGUCAGAGAGCCCUGUGUCAGAGUCGCCCUGAUGCCAUCAUCAUCAUUGGCAAAGGUGCCCAGCUAGGUAUCAAUGAGUGUCAAUUCCAGUUCCGCUAUGGCCGGUGGAACUGCUCAGCCCUGGGUGAGAGGACUGUUUUUGGACAAGAGCUGAGAGUAGGCAGCAGGGAGGCAGCAUUCACUUAUGCCAUCACUGCAGCUGGAGUUGCCCACGCAGUGACUGCAGCUUGUAGCCAAGGAAACCUGAGCCAGUGUGGCUGUGACCGUGAGAAGCAGGGCUACCACGACCAAGAGGAAGGCUGGAAGUGGGGAGGGUGCUCGGCUGAUGUCAAGUACGGCGUGGAGUUCUCACGGCGCUUUGUAGAUGCCCGAGAAAUUAAGAAAAAUGCCCGCAGGCUAAUGAACCUGCACAACAAUGAGGCAGGACGAAAGAUUCUAGAGGAGAGGAUGAAGCUGGAGUGCAAGUGUCACGGCGUAUCUGGUUCCUGCACCACUAAGACAUGCUGGAUUAUGCUGCCAAAAUUCAGAGAGAUUGGCUACCUGCUAAAGGAACGCUACAGUGAAGCAGUUCAAGUGGAGCCAGUCAGAGCCUCAAGGCUCCGCCAGCCCUCCUUCCUACGUCUCAAAGAGGUUCGGGGCUACCAGAAGCCAACAGACACAGACCUGGUCUACCUGGAGCGGUCACCCAAUUACUGUGAGGAGGACACAGCUACAGGAAGCACAGGGACAAGAGGCAGACUGUGCAACGGCACCUCAACCCAUACAGACAGUUGUAACGUGAUGUGCUGUGGGCGGGGCUACAACACACAUCACUACACACGUGUCUGGCAGUGCAACUGCAAGUUCCACUGGUGCUGUUUUGUCAAAUGCAACACCUGUAAUGAGAAAUCAGAAGUUUUCACCUGCAAGUAGGGAACAAUGAAUGACUGGAGAGUAGGGUGGAGAAUAAGGGCAUAUGACCAGUUGGAUUUUGAAGUUGAAGGAUGUGAAAGUAUUUAGUAUUUAUUCAGCAUUUUGCACAGUUUAACAUCCUACGUCUUUAAAGACAAGAAACUGAUGUGACAUGGAAUAUGAGGUUUGAAGAGUCUGGAGAAAAGCAUAAUUUUCAUAAACAUAUUUGCUUCUGUACUGCUACAAAACUAUGACAUGGCAAAGGAUGUUGCAGAUGAAAGAACUUUUGCUUUCAACAAAGCAAUAUUUUGAAGACUACAUCUUGUAAAAAUGUAGCUUACAGAUGUUAUGAACAAGAGGAGAAGCAGCAAGGACUAUUGUUGGAUCUUGAGAAGACAUUUGCAAAAUGCUACAAGAGCAAAGUGCAUUAGAUUUUCACAAAAGAAGACUGGCUCCUGGCGAAGACUGAAAAAUGGCAGUGGAAUACCUUUAACUGUACACUCACACUGUAUACUGUUUGAACACUGAAAAUAAAGCAAAAUUAUUUAUGUAAAAAUCUUUCCAUUUCAAAGGUCUCAUAGGAUAGAGAACAAAUUCAUUUUCUUCCUCUGUUAUGAUCGUUUAUGAUCUUCAGUUGCUACUGAUUCAUUUCAUGCUGGGAGUAACACAUUUAUAGUAAUAUGGAGCCGCAUUUAGUCACUGAACAGCUAAAUCUUCACCUUUUCUCAUUUUUAUUCAUCAUCAGUUGUCUGUGGAUUAUUUUGCUAUAGAUUAGCUAUUUUUCUUCUGCACUUAGACACAUCUCUCUCUUUUUAUGGAACAUCAGUAAUCUGGUGGAUUGUGCUGUUGGGUGCUGAACUACUCAUGGCCACGUUCCCCCAGGGCCCAGAUCCUUUGUUGUGCCAAAGUGGCAGAAAACAGUCAAACUAUUUUAAGGAUCCAACUUGUCAGUUUAAAGGCACUUUCAAUCCUGACCGUGUUAUUGUUUUGUUUUCGGAGUACUCUCGACAUCUGAAAAACCCAUGUAAGCCCCAUUGGAGGUGCAAUCAGUUUCGGAAACAUCCAACAUUCCCAUGAACGGCAGAGACACAGAAUUCCACAUUGUGGCCUCUGCUUACACAAGGCCUUCCAGUGCGGUUUAGGUCUGCCUGGGUGGAUGGUAUGUACCCUAACCACACAGAAGUGGGUAUGACAGGAUCAAAGGCCUCAAAGCUAUUUCUGGACAGCACUCUUAAUGUAUUCAGAAAGGUUUAUUUAGGCUUUAAAUAGCUUACAAAACAAUUUGAAGAGUAUAUUUUUGUAUGAGGAACGUGGCACUUUAUGUCAUUUAUGGAUGGAAAGAAAGCCUAUAUUUAGUGUUUUCUAAUGUCAUUGUAUUCAGAUUUGAGAGCUAUAAAUUUUGAAUUUGUCUUUGAUCAAAGUUUCUGUAUCGUGAAUAUUCCACGUGUUUUAUCGAAGUAGGCCAGAUUAUCCAUCAUGACACAAUCUAUUAACAACUCAAAGUAGUUCAUAAAUGCUGAAUGAGUCUAAAUGUAGGAAAGUCCAGGAGACCUCAUGCAUUAUAAUAAAGACUUGGAAGUUGUAUAUAGAUGGCACAUUGGAAAUUUCUAUAACCAACCAGUUGUUCAGCCUUAGAUUAAUGAGAUUCUCUUUCAAGUUGUUUUAAGUCCUUUCAGUAACUAGGAGCUACUAGUUGCUUCCUAAAAGUUUCAAUUGUUAGAAUUUAAAAUACAGCUAAUUUAAGUUUAGGCAUUACUUACAAAGACUACAUGUUGUACUUUUUCUUUUUUUUUACCAAUAAAAUUUGAGCAUCCUUUUAUUGCCUUUUGAGUUUUGUCACAUUUGGCCUUUACUGGCCUUAUUAAAAUCAUUACAAAAAGUUGUCACACACACAAUUCUUUAUUAUGCAUUAUAGAAACAUAUUAUUCAACCCAAACACGAAGCUUAUAAUUUACAGCCUGACAAAGUGUUUUUGAUUUAGUUAAGUAUCAAGCCAGAAGGCACAAAUACAAUACAGUAGAAGUUU
Monopterus albus (swamp eel) is the source of this 3545-nucleotide messenger RNA. It is a transcript of the gene wnt7ba, whose product is annotated as wingless-type MMTV integration site family, member 7Ba. Gene Ontology annotation, biological process: canonical Wnt signaling pathway; positive regulation of JNK cascade; cell fate commitment. The record is from RefSeq and is a predicted model, not a curated record. NCBI's taxonomy places the organism in Eukaryota, Metazoa, Chordata, Actinopteri, Synbranchiformes, Synbranchidae. Bases 479 to 1540 code for a protein of 353 amino acids. Gene Ontology annotation, cellular component: extracellular region. Gene Ontology annotation, molecular function: frizzled binding; cytokine activity. The transcript has 4 exons.